CACUCACAAGUGACACUGGCAGUGACACCGGCAUCAACCGCCCUAAACAACCAUGAGCGUCACUGAUAGCGACACGGAGAGUACCGUCUCCAGCCAAUCCAGGCCUACCACAGCGAAGACCACCAAAUCGCCAUCCCAACAGGUCUUCCCCUUCGCCCACCCACCGCCCAAAUCGACCUCGUGCUUCCGCUUCACCUCGCGCCUCCUGCUCCAGAUCCAACAGCUCCUCUCCGCCUCGCGCGCGCUUCCCAUCCUCGAGAUCUACCGCCCCUCCAGCCUCGGCAAGUCGAUCCCCGGCUGUCCCAGCAAAGUACACAGCCAGGACCUGUACGUCGUCCAAAGCGACGCCUACCAGAAUCUGCCUGCAUCAUGCAGCCAAAGUCCCAGCACCGACAGCCCGGUAGUAGGAGUGAUAUACACCAACUACUGCAGCAGCAGCAGCAGCUCCACCAACCACAAACCCGCAUCCUCCCCCCCAUCAUCAUCAACAUCAACAUCAGCAACAACAAAAUCACCCCCCAACAACAACAGCAACAAUAACAACGCAAUCUACCUCCCCCAACUCCAACUCACUCUCCUCGCCUCCCGCACCUCCCGCGGAGGCUACAUCUUCCAAGUCCUCCCCUCGUCAUCCUCCUCGCCGAAACCCCCCCAAAAACUCACCCUCGAACUCGCCAAGAAAAAACCCAAACACAAAACCCCCCCGCCAAGAUCAUCGGCAACAACCCGGACCCAUCGGUCUUCGGCGUCCACCACCCCCGACGACGACGACAACGACGAAGAAUGCGACAACGUUGAGCCAAAAAACCAAGACCCGGCAAGUUUCCUCCUCGGCAUUCGAGGUAGCACCACUAGUACCGCAAGUGCUAGCCCCGUCGAUCCAAACUCAGGUGAUUCCACCCGGCGCAGCCCCCGGCGGCCCUGGCUGGCCGGGCUCUCGCACAAGGGGAUCAAGGUCCUGCGCGGGGAGCAGCAGGACCAGCUGCGGCGGCGGGUGCUGGCCGCCGUCGGGGUGGGCGAGGAGCGCGUCGAUGUGCUCUACACGAUUACCUUGCUGGUGGGGAUCUAUGCGGCGAGGAUGGAGGGGUGGGUUUGAUUUUUUUUUUUUUUAUUUUGUGUUCAUUUUCUGUGUUGUUGGUAACUUAGGGGUUGACUUACUCGAUUAGCUGCUCCCUAAAUUAUUUGGUAUGGUCCGGGGUUCAUUAUUAAACUUUAGCUUGGAGUUGUUAGGUGUUGGUGUUGGGUGAUCGUCGGUGUUUGUAUUUUGGGGAAGUCAGAGAGCCAGCUGGGCCAGGCCAGGUGUCCGGGUUCAGGGUCAGGGACCCUUGCUUUGUACGGUACGUCGAUGAUAUCCAAAUCGAGUCAAUUUUGGCUUUGGGAAAGAUGAUAGUGUCAU
Aspergillus brunneoviolaceus CBS 621.78 is the source of this 1396-nucleotide messenger RNA. RefSeq lists its product as uncharacterized. Bases 53 to 1096 code for a protein of 347 amino acids. NCBI's taxonomy places the organism in Eukaryota, Fungi, Ascomycota, Eurotiomycetes, Eurotiales, Aspergillaceae. The transcript is spliced from 2 exons. The record is from RefSeq and is a predicted model, not a curated record.